Triticum dicoccoides is the source of this 733-nucleotide messenger RNA. RefSeq lists its product as uncharacterized. Lineage: Eukaryota; Viridiplantae; Streptophyta; Magnoliopsida; Poales; Poaceae. The transcript has 2 exons. The record is from RefSeq and is a predicted model, not a curated record. Bases 119 to 439 code for a protein of 106 amino acids.
AAUUCCUCCUCCCACGGGUUCCUCUCUCCUCCCUAGCUCUACCCCGGCCGCCACACGCCCGCCCAAGCAGAGGGAAGGAAGCCUACUUAAUUGCCUUGCAGCAGCAGGUACGUACUGCAUGGCCCAGGAGUGCACGGAGGCCUCCAUCGCGAGCUCACCGCUGCACCCUCCAUGUUCGGCUUUCUGGUGGCGCGACAUGCAUCCAUAUUCCACUACCCCUGCUUGGCCGCCGCCGCCCGCCACAGCGGCCACGCCGCUCUGGGCCCUGCUCGCUCAACACAGGACAUCCUCCUCCGGCGCCGACGACGACCUGUCCGCCUCCAACGCCACCAUGCAGACCUCCUUCACCAAAACCUCUACCAACCACUCCGGCAUCAGCAUGGACGACUCCUCAGCCGCCACUGCGGCGAACCAAGUCGUCAUCAGUGGAGAUUAUUGACUAAAGAAGGAGACCUCCAGGCCUUCGACGCCAUGCUAUCCAAGAUGAAAUCUACGACGUCUGGGCUUCUUCGGCUUUCUUUGAGGACGGCUUCCUGAAUGCUCUUUUGGUGUCUGGUUUAGGCUGGCCUGCGUGCCAUGUAAGGCCGCUGGCCUUGUAAUGAUACUUUAUCUUCUGUGCGUGAUACUUUGUUGGGUGCUGUUGUUGGUCAUAUACUCUGCCUGGUGGCUUUAUCUAUAAAGUCGGGCUCUCGCCUUUUCUCUAAAAAAAUGAUAGAUGACAAAGAAGCAAAGG